CUGGCACUGGGGAAAGGUAUAGAUUAGGAGAGGAGAACGGAGCGCGGCGCGGUUCAUUAUUGUUCACCGAGCUCUGGCGAAGCGUGUUGACAGUCACCCGUGCGGAGAUGGCAUGUGGAGAAUCGGAGUUCAAUAUCCUGCUGGCGACCGACUCGUACAAGGUUACACAUUACAAGCAGUACCCACCAAAUACAAGUAAAGUAUAUUCUUACUUUGAGUGUCGGGAAAAGAAAACAACAGAAAACUCCAAGUUCAGGAAAGUGAAAUAUGAAGAAACAGUCUUUUAUGGUUUGCAGUACAUUCUAAAGAAGUAUUUAAAAGGAAAAGUGGUGACCAAACAAAAAAUUCAGGAAGCCAAAGAGGUAUAUAGAGAGCACUUCCAGGAUGAUGUCUUUAAUGAGACUGGGUGGAAUUACAUCCUUGAGAAAUAUGAUGGCCAUCUGCCAAUUGAAGUUAAGGCUGUGCCUGAAGGUAGUGUAAUCCCCAGAGGGAAUGUACUGUUCACAGUAGAAAAUACAGAUCCUGAAUGCUACUGGCUGACAAACUGGAUAGAGACCAUCCUUGUGCAAACAUGGUACCCAAUCACUGUUGCCACAAACUCCAGAGAGCAGAAAAAGAUUCUUGCCAAAUAUUUAUUGGAAACCUCUGGUAGUCUGACAGGUCUGGAGUACAAAUUACAUGAUUUUGGCUACAGAGGGGUUUCUUCACAAGAGACUGCAGGAAUUGGGGCUUCAGCUCACCUUGUUAACUUCAAGGGCACAGAUACUGUAGCUGGGAUUUGCUUGAUAAAGAGAUACUAUGGAACAAAGGACCCAGUACCUGGAUUUUCUGUGCCAGCUGCAGAACACAGUACAAUUACUGCCUGGGGAAAAGACCAUGAGAAGGAUGCUUUCAAACACAUUGUAACACAGUUUUCUUCAGUACCUGUUUCUGUGGUCAGUGAUAGCUAUGAUAUUUACAAUGCCUGCGAGAAAAUCUGGGGAGAAGAUUUAAAGAGCUUAAUAGAAUCAAGAAGUGCAGAUGCUCCUUUGAUAGUUCGGCCAGACUCUGGAGAUCCCCUUGAUACAGUUAUAAAGGUGCUAGACAUUUUAGGAAGAAAAUUUCCUGUGCAAGAAAACUCAAGAGGCUACAAAGUUUUGCCACCUUACAUUCGUGUUAUCCAAGGAGAUGGUGUGGAUAUAAACACUUUGCAAGAGAUUGUAGAGGGAAUGAAGAAACAAAAGUGGAGUAUUGAGAAUAUUGCGUUUGGAUCUGGAGGGGCUCUCUUACAGAAAGUUACCCGAGAUUUAUUAAACUGCUCUUUUAAGUGCAGUUAUGUUGUGACCAACGGCCUUGGGGUAAAUGUGUUUAAAGAUCCUGUGGCCGAUCCAAACAAAAGAUCAAAGAAAGGGCGACUGUCUCUUCACAGAACCCCCACAAACGAGUAUGUGACUCUUGAAGAAGGCAAGGGAGAUCUGGAAGAAUAUGGACCGGAUCUUCUCCGCACAGUGUUUAAGAAUGGCAAGAUAAUUGCAUGUUACUCGUUUGAUGAUGUAAGGAGCAAUGCCGGACUAAAGAACAAAGAGCUGGAAGAAGAGAUUUAAUAGAUGUAUAUCAUUUUGUAUGUAAAUCUUAGAUAAUUCACUGUACAAACCUGUGUGUCAGUUUCUUUGUGUUGUCAUUUUUUUUUUUCUAUGCGGAUUUGUCAAUGCUUUUAUCUGAAUUACUGUUUCCCUCUGUCAAUAUCUCCUGAAAUUACCCAUGUCCUUCAGAUAAUACUCACUUCUCCUUUGUCUUGUACAGCAGAAAACUGUAAAAUAUAUUUAAUCCUAAGUGAUUCCAUGUUGGUGCUUGCACAUUUUAAUUUUACAAGCACAAUUUUACAAAGCCAUUGUGUUUUUAGUUCACUUUCCAAUGACUUAAGAGUGGGAAUUCUUUUUAUAUUUCUAUCAUCUCAUUUAGUUAUAUUUUCUAAACUCAAGAAACGACGCAAGAUCAUUUUUAUUUGCCUUAUCUAGCUAGCACUAAUCUUUUAAGUGUGUCUUAUGAAAGAAAACAGCAGCCUUUGUGUGGCCUCUGUGAUGACAUUUUAUAGAUACUGUUUCAUAUGCACUGUAUUAGCAUAAUGUACACUGCCAUACUGCACAUGAAUCUAUUUGGUACACAUUCACUUUAUAAAGCUUUAGUUGAAAGUCAAAUCAUUCAUCAGCAUAAUAGGCGUUCAUACCAGAAAAG
Bufo bufo (common toad) is the source of this 2214-nucleotide messenger RNA. It is a transcript of the gene NAMPT, whose product is annotated as nicotinamide phosphoribosyltransferase. Gene Ontology annotation, molecular function: nicotinamide phosphoribosyltransferase activity. The coding region runs from base 108 to 1583 and encodes 491 amino acids. The record is from RefSeq and is a predicted model, not a curated record. NCBI's taxonomy places the organism in Eukaryota, Metazoa, Chordata, Amphibia, Anura, Bufonidae. Gene Ontology annotation, biological process: NAD+ biosynthetic process. The transcript has 11 exons.